AUGAUUUCUAACACUCUUUCACUCCUUUUAUUGAGCACUAUUGCUAAAUCUGCUCCUAUCGCUGAUGUUGAAAUCCCAUCUACUUCUGAUAUUCAUCAUGAACAUAUUCCAUCUCACCAAGAAAAACGUGGUGGUACUUGUUCUUUCCCAAACUACGAAGGUAUGGUCGCUGUCCAAACUAGUGGUAAAAAUGCUGGUUGGGCCAUGCAUGAUGAUCAAGAAUGUACUUAUGGUUCUUGGUGUCCAUAUGCCUGUAAACCAGGUCAACUAAUGGGUCAAUGGGAUCCAUCAGUCACUACAUAUUCUUACCCAGGUUCUCAAAAUGGUGGUUUGUACUGUGACUCUGAAGGUAAUUUACAAACUCCAAACAGUGGUAAAAGUUAUUGUUACGAUGGUACUGGUACAUUCAUCGCCAAGAACCAAGUUGGUGAAGAUGUUGCAUUCUGUCAAACUGUCUUACCAGGUAAUGAAGAAAUGUUAAUUCCAACAUUAGUUGGUUCCGGUUCUAGUGAAACACUUGCCGUCCCAGAUACUAGUUACUGGGCUGGCACUGCAUCUCAUUUCUAUAUUAACCCACCUGGUGUCAGUGUUGAUGAUGGUUGUAAAUGGGGUAGUACCGCUGAACCAUGGGGUAACUGGGCUCCAUAUGUCGCUGGUGCCAACAUGGAUGACAGUAAAAACACAUAUGUUAAGAUUGGUUGGAAUCCAAUCUAUCUGGAAGAUACCAGUCCAUUCAAGAACACUAAACCAAGUUUCGGUGUUAGAAUAACAUGUGAUGAUCCAUCCCAAUGUGUUGGUUUGCCAUGUUCCAUCGAUCCAUCUAGUCAAGGUAUCAAUGAAGUUAACAGUUCCGAAAGCUCGUCAGGUGCUGGUGGUGCUGAUUUCUGUGUCGUUACCGCUCAAAAUGGUGCCAAGGCAAACAUUGAAGUAUUUUCAGUUUAA
This is a messenger RNA of Maudiozyma saulgeensis, 942 nucleotides long. The record is from the annotation of a GenBank genome assembly. NCBI's taxonomy places the organism in Eukaryota, Fungi, Ascomycota, Saccharomycetes, Saccharomycetales, Saccharomycetaceae.